CUUGUUUAUUCUCCAUAUGAAUGUUAACAAAAAUGUAUAAUAAAUAAAAUAAAUAUCAUACUUUAAUAAUUUUAUUGAAAGUUAUUAUUUUUAAUUAUCCUUGUAAUUUGGGGAAGAUUUUUCAUUAAUAUGGAUAGUGAUCAAUCAGAAGAACUAUUUUCAGACGAUGAUAGCGAAGAAAAUGUAAGGGAUUCGAGUGUAAAAUUAGCUGAGAUCAAUCCCUAUUCUACACAUUUGAAUUAUUCACACUUUUCAUAUGAAUGUUCACCGAGUCAGCAAAACUUUUCCAAUUCAGCUGAAAUUCCUACAACUCCUCUUAGUCUUAUUCCACAUAUCUCCAAAGCUCAAAUAUGGACCAGUGAUUUAGAAACUCCUAAUGCCAAGGAUGUAAAGCAAAUAAGUUCCCCUGUCAAUUAUGAUCCGGUCUGUCAAGACAAUUUAAUUAAUAGUCAAAAAGUUAAUCACACUACUAAAACUCCGGUAGCAUUGGAUAGUCCCAGCAGUGAUGAAAUAGUUCCGGGGUCACAGGAAAGCUCAAGAAAAAAAAAGAGAAAGCGACCGAGCCGUCGUAUUUUGAAUAAUAUAUCUAAUAGGUUCAGUGAUGAUGAUAUUUAUCCAGAUAAAAACAGUCAAAAAAGUUCUCAUAAUGAAGACUCUGAUUUUUCUAAUGAUAAAUUAAGUCCCAUUAAAGAAGAUUUAAUUGAAGAAAACUUAAAUGAAGUUGAAAGACUACAUAGUAAAGAAAAUAAAAGUUUUAAGACAAUAACACCAGCGGAACGGAUUAAACAAUUGAGAGAGAGAAAGAAAUCUGAUUGUUUACGUAAAAAACUCAAUGUCAUUGAUAUACCAGAAAGUGAAUUUGUAAAAGAAUUUCAGGAUUUAGAAUGUCAUAAUCAAUCCUUCAAUCUUUCUCAAAAAAAUAUGUACAUCAGUACUUAUGAUAAAGUUGGUUUAGUACCAUUUUCUCAAAUUAUUGAAGACAACGAUGAGAUUAAUAAGCAUUUGAAUGAGAAAAUUAAAGAAAAAGAUGAUGAACCAAUGGAUUUUCAAAUAAAUGAAUUGGUUGACGAUAAAAUUUUUCGAGGAUUUUCCUUUUAUUCUCAAGAGAACAGUAAUUUUAUCUGCUCUAGGUACAAUAAUUUUCUUAGCAAUAAAGUUGAUGAAUAUAUCUGCUCCUCAACUAAAUAUUGGAAGAUUAUGGAAGGCUUUUGUUUGGAUGAAAUUGAAUACAGCACGGAUAUAGCUGAUAAGUAUAAAAAAUUUUUAGAUCAUUAUUUUAAUGAUAAUUUUUCAAUUUCAAAGAAAAAAUGUUUAGAACUUAUUUUCCCUCCGAAAAAAAGUGUAACUAAUUUUUUACCUCCGAUUAGAAUGUCUUUGAAACAAUGGUGGAGUACUGCCAGUGGAAAAGAAUUAUUUGUUAAUGUUAGUGCAGUUCAUCAAUCAGAAUCAUGGUUAUUAGAAGAUGAUUUUUGUCAACAUAGUAUUGAUAUAUUGUUACCAAUAGAUAAUGAAGCUGAUGUAAAAAAUAAAUUAGUUAAUUCUAUGCAUGAAAAUCAACAAUGCUGUAAAACAGAGUUAGAGUUUAUUGAAAAAGUUUCUCAACUAAGUGUAGAAAGUAUCAAUCAAGGUAAUAUAAAAAAUUCAUGUGAUUUAGAAGUAAAAGAAAUAGAUGCCAUUAAUGAAGAUAUUGAAUCAAGAAAAAAUACUAAUUAUAUGUUUUCUGAACCAUCUCUAUCACCAUUCAUUCCAGAACCACAACAAAAAGACUCAACCAUAAAAAGGGCAUUGGAAGAUGCUCAGUUAAUGCAAUCAAAUUCUAAUGCAGGUAAUAAAGAUAUUUUUGACCAUAUCUGUGGAUCUGAUAGUGUUCGUAAAAAAGCAGCACUUCAUACUGAAAACUAUACCUUCAUUCAACCAACACUUAGAAAGCAAGUGCCUUCAAUCUUAGAAAUAAAUAAUAAACAUAUUAAUGAUGGAAGAAAUAAAAAUUCUACCCAUAAACUUUCUUUAAAAAGAGAAGAAAUAAAUGGAGAAAAACAAAAUAACCAUUUAGAAAAUAUACCAAUAAAUCCACCGAUGAUAGGAUUUCAAACUGGUCGUGGUAAACCAAUAAAAGUACCUGAAGAUGCUUUAUUAAAAGCACAAAAUAUGAUUACUGAGAUAGAAAAAGAUUUAAAUACAGCAAAUGAAUUUGAAAUAAAAGAUUUUGAAUUGGAGCUGCCAAAAUUAAGUAAACCAACUACUUCAAAGCCAUAUUGUCCUAAUGAGCAGCAUAAUGAGAGUAUAAAAAACUCCAAAAAAUCAAUGCUUACGGAUAAGGAUAUUGUUAAAAACAUAAAUGAAAAGAGUAUGGAUAUCUCGAUGAAUUCGGAAUUCAUAAAAUUUCAAACAGAUAGAAAUAAGAGUAUAAAAACAUCAGAAGACAUUUUAUCGGAAGCUGAAAAUAUAUUUACGAAGAAAGACUUGGAUUUGAAUGAGUUACAAAUUCAUUCAACAGAAACUGAAGUAAACGCGGGUUAUAAAAAAAAUAACACAGUACCUGAAACUAUAGUGUCAUCGAUAACAGCCAAGUCCACUGAUGAUUUUAUUACGCCUGGAAAAGCGUCAACUAUUCCACCAUUGAUAGGGUUCCAGACAGGAAGUGGGAAAAAUAUAAGAAUAUCAGAGAAUGCUUUGUUAAAAGCAAAGACUGAAAUGUCUAAAGACAUGGAUGAAAACGUUAAUCUUGAAGAACUAAAAAUUUCAAAUCGCUCAAAAUAUAAUCCUCUUGUAUCAGUUGAAAGAUCCACUAUAUCCAAUAAUAUCGAUAAUUUUAGAAAAAGAAGACGAGAUGAUGAUGAAACACCAUUAGGACGAAAAAGAGCUCGAACGGGUUUAGAUCUUCAAAAAAGAAAACUGUUCGAAGGAAUUGAAGAAGAAGAUGAAGCGUUAAUGCAAGCAGUAAUAGAGUUUGAUGAAUCUCAUGUUAAUAACGACAGAAACUUCAGCGACAUUAAUUUACAGGCCGUAAAAGCAGUCGAUGACACUGAAGUAAAUUGUUUAAACUCUUCAAGUGUUAUUACUGAUGAAGUUCGUGACAGUGUAGCGGCAUUUUUGAAGGAAGAAACAAAUUUCAAUGAAAUCGGAGACAAGUGGAUAGACAAUGAAGAUAAUAGUAGUUGCACUAGGAAGUUACUUAGAAGUAGAACAUCGGUUGGAUCAUGCUCAUGUCCCACAGAACAAGAAGAUAAAAUCAGCGAGUUCCGAUCUGUAAAAAGGCCUAGAUCUUAUCCAGGUUCAAGUGAACCAAUUAGCGUAACAGUCCGUGAUUUUAAGUCCCCAACUAAAUCUCUUAAACACGACUCUAUUCCAGAAGAACUGUUCUUUGAAACUCAAUUUUCUCAAGAUAUUACAACUACAUAUUCAGCAGAACAACUUCAAGAGCAGAGAUCAGCAGCUAUUCUAGAACAAGAAAGACGAAUUUUAUUAAAGAAACGGUUUAAGGAAAAACCUGUCAUAGGAUCAUUAUGGAGUAAUAAGCAAACAAACGAUCAAAUAUCAUUAAAAAAUUAUUUUGAUGCUCCCCCAUCACUAUCAAUUAAUCAAGAUUUAGAAAAAGAUAUUUUCAAUUCACUAAAGUCUAUUAAUUCUUUCACUGCGGAGAAUUAUCAAUUCAAUUUGAACGAAUUUUUUGGUCAAGUUUUUGUGAUGAAUCAUGCUGGUGGCAUUUCACUAGGUGAUGGAGCAAUUUUAAUCCCUAAUGAAAAUAAUUUAGCUGGCUCUCAUGAAUUUAAGCAAAGUUUUUUAGCCAGUCCAGGUGUAGAUCCAUCAUUAAUACCUAAUGGCUGGGUAGAAAAUCACUAUAAAUGGAUUGUAUGGAAACUGGCAUCAAUGGAUCGGCUGAGAAUCUCAAGGAAGUUAUCUGGUAGAUUUCUAACACCUGAUAGAGUAAUGAAACAAUUGAAAUACCGGUACGAUAGAGAAAUAGAUCGAUCUCAACGUCCGGCAUUAAGAAGAAUUUUAGAAAAAGAUGAUGUGCCUUCGAGAAGGAUGGUAUUAUGUGUUUCAAAAGUUCCUGAAGAUAAUUUAGGUCAAGAAAAUAAAAGUAGAACUUUAGAGUUGACGGAUGGAUGGUAUUCUGUACCUGCAAUCGUAGAUUAUGCAAUUAUGCCUUACAUAAAUUCAGGUAAAAUAAGAGAAGGAACAAAGUUAAUGAUUUUUGGUGCUGAACUUCUUAACCACGAAGAAGGACGUUAUCCUUUGGAUAUAUCGAGUAAUGUUAGAUUGAAAAUUCAUACAAAUUCGAUGCGAAGAGUGAAAUGGGAUACUAAAUUAGGUUAUCAACGACAGUGUGGUCCGAUGAAAACUACUUUGAAUGCAAUUAAACCCAAUGGAGGUAUCAUUGGAAAAUUCACUGUUGCUGUAGCUCGAAUUUAUCCUCUUUUAUUCCGAGAGAAAACUUCCAACGGAGAAUGUAUUAUUCGAAAUGCCAGAUGCGAAGAAAAAGCCGCAAUCGCUUUCGAAAAAGAGUGUCAAUUGAAAAUGGAGUCAAUGUAUUUCCAAGCUCAGCAAUCGACUUCAAAAUCCCAACUAGAAGAUAAUUUAAGAAAUAAUCUUCCAGCUAAAAGGAAUGUUACACCGAUUUUGAAGAUUAAAAUUGCUGAUAAUAAUUGCGCUGCUACAUUAUCUGUUUGGUCGUGCGAUGAAGAUAUGCAGAGUACUUUCAGAGAAAAUACUUGCAUUACAAUUUAUAAUGCUUCUGUUUCUGGAAAAAAAAUGAACGAACUUCAGAUAACUGCUGGAAGGUCAACACAUUUUGAUAUUGCACCGUCGGAUUCUGUUCCUACUCAUUAUCCAAGAAUAUUUUCUUCAUUAGAAGAUGUUAUUUCACCUGAAUUUAAUCCUAAAUAUGGAGAAUUUGAUACUAUUGGUAUUAUCGUAUCAAUUGGACCUGCUCCACACGGCAUGAGAAAUUUCGAGACAGUAAAUAUUGCAUAUAAAAAAUAUGAUGAAGAGGAUUCACCAUCAUAUUAUUUAUCUAUUCUUUUUUGGGAAGGUGUUGCAUCGUACGGUUUUUCUGAAAUAGCAACAGUUGGUUCUUUUAUUGCUUGUGUUAAUCUUGAGUGGCGUAAUAGAACUUACAAAAGUAUUCCUACAGCAUUUUGUACAGAAAAAACUUUAUUAACACGUAAUCCAAGGCCGAAUUAUUUACGACAAGAAUUUGAUGCUUUUCGUGCAAGAAUCAACGAUCUGCCUGCUUAUAUUGAAUCUUGUGCGACAAUAAUUCAGGCUGAAGUUGAUAAAAAAUCACAUAAAACUACUCCUAGUUCCCGUGACAGUAUUACUUCUGAUAGGAGAUCUUCAAAUAAUUGGACUCCUGAAAGUAGAAAUCAUAGUCUAGUCAAUCCAGAUAGUAUAACAAGAAGUGCUACAAAAAAAAUGGCCAUCAAAAAUCGCUUAGACAGACUGAGUUGUUAUGGAGAUGCACCUGAUUUAUCUCCAAUUCAUUUAACACAAACAUCUAGAGUGUCUUCAGAUUUUCGACCACCUUCUGCUCAAUUACCUAAAUCAUCAAAAAUGGAAUGAUCGUUAGAUUAUGUAGAAUAAACGUACUUGUAUUCUUAUUGUUAUUACUUUUUUUGUUAUUUUUGAUAAUGAAUUGAAUAGAUGUUUCUAUCUUUAACUUCUUAUUUUAAGGCAGAAAUUAUACAUAAGAUUCGCUCAGUAUAAACAGAGAAUUUACUGUAAAAGUUAUCUCGCAUUUGUUAAUUAAG
Chelonus insularis is the source of this 5753-nucleotide messenger RNA. RefSeq lists its product as uncharacterized. Gene Ontology annotation, biological process: double-strand break repair via homologous recombination; regulation of DNA-templated transcription. The transcript is spliced from 3 exons. The record is from RefSeq and is a predicted model, not a curated record. Gene Ontology annotation, cellular component: nucleus. Bases 130 to 5565 code for a protein of 1811 amino acids. NCBI's taxonomy places the organism in Eukaryota, Metazoa, Arthropoda, Insecta, Hymenoptera, Braconidae.